AUGGUCGACUUCAAGGCCUUGACCGACAAGCACAAUGUCGCUCACAAGCUGUACAAGAGCUCCUUGCUCAACACAGUCUGCCUUGUCGCUGGCCUUUCCAUCUUUUUCUUUGGCUACGAUCAAGGUCUGAUGGGCGGCGUGAAUACAACACGAAAUUAUGCCGAAACUAUGGGCUUUGGACACUGGGACGAAGAUCAGGGCAUCGUCGUUGUGGAAAAGCCACUGUUGCAGGGCGGCAUUGUUGCUGUCUACUAUCUCCCUGGCACCCUUGCGGGCUGCCUGCUAGGCGGCUGGAUGGGUGAUCGUUAUGGUCGCAUUACAACCAUUGGUCUUGCCUGCAUCUGGUGUAUCUUUGCCGCUGCGCUUCAAGCAGCUGCCCAGGAUGCUAAUUGGAUGUUUUGCGCACGCGUGCUCAAUGGCAUUGGUACCGGUAUUCUUAACGCCAUCACCCCAGUGUGGGCCACCGAGACUGCCGCCCACACCUCUCGUGGCCAGUUCGUUGCCUUUGAGUUUACUCUCAAUAUUUUUGGCGUUGUUGUGGCCUAUUGGCUGGAAUUCGGCACUUCCAAGUACCACGAUCCAGAAUCGUCCUUUAUUUGGCGCUUCCCUGUGGCCUUCCAGAUUGUGCCACUUGUUCUGCUUCUCGCAGUCAUUUGGUUCAUGCCCGAGUCACCUCGCUGGCUGGUCAAAGUCGGGCGCGAGGAAGAGGCCCGCUUCAUCCUUGGCCGCCUGCGUGGCAACGAGGGUGAGGAAGGCAAGGCAGCCGAAGCAGAGCUCCAGGACAUUAUAAAUAUUAAGAAUCUUGAAAACGAGACAUCAGAACAGCAGAGCUACUUACACAUGCUUUUCGGUGUUGGCUCUGGAAAGCUGCAUACCGGUCGUCGCGUUCAGCUUGUUAUUUGGCUUCAGAUUCUUCAGGAGUGGAUUGGUAUUGCGGGCAUUACCAUCUACGGUCCUCAAAUCUUUACCAUUGCUGGAAUUGGGGCGUCUGACCGUCUUUGGUUUGCUACUCUUAUUUGUGUGUUUACCCUUGACCGAAUUGGUCGUCGCUGGACUCUAUAUUGGGGCGCCGUUGGCCAAGGUAUCUGCAUGUUCGCCGCUGGAGGUCUGGCGCGAGCCACCAUCAACGCCUCUGACUCGAACCGCGCUCAGAUUGGCGGCGCCGCAACAUUUUUUGUAUUCCUCUAUACCGCGAUCUUUGGCGCUACCUGGCUGACUGUGCCGUGGCUGUAUCCCGCCGAAAUUUUCCCGCUCCAAGUUCGCGCCAAGGGCAAUGCCUGGGGCGUUGUUGGCUGGUCCAUUGGCAAUGGCUGGUGUGUCCUCCUUUUACCUACAAUUUUUGACAAGCUCAAUGAAAAGACGCUAUACAUCUUUGGUGCCGUCAACGCGCUCAGUAUCGUUGCCGUCUGGGCAUUGUACCCCGAGUCCAACCAACGCACGCUUGAGGAAAUGGAUCUGGUGUUUGCCAGCGACAGUAUUUGGACGUGGGACGCCGAGAGAAACUUUGCAAAGAUCAAGGCUGAGAACCCGGAUCUUAUCAAAAGCCACAAGGACACACGCGGCGCUGAUGACCCAGAGCGCGGCAUCUUUGGGUCGCGACGCGCGAGCAAAGUUUCGACGACACGGCCUGGCGCUGAAAAGGAGACCAGAGUUGAGAAUGUGGAAGAUUCAACUACUUCAACUUAG
Cordyceps fumosorosea ARSEF 2679 is the source of this 1686-nucleotide messenger RNA. RefSeq names its product sugar transporter STL1. The transcript is spliced from 5 exons. Gene Ontology annotation, biological process: transmembrane transport; carbohydrate transport. Gene Ontology annotation, molecular function: carbohydrate:proton symporter activity. Gene Ontology annotation, cellular component: membrane. Lineage: Eukaryota; Fungi; Ascomycota; Sordariomycetes; Hypocreales; Cordycipitaceae. Bases 1 to 1686 code for a protein of 561 amino acids. The record is from RefSeq and is a predicted model, not a curated record.